UAUAUUUAUUUUAUUAUUUAGUAAUAAUUUUUAGAAAUGUAAUUUUUUAUUUCUGAUAUAUCAUAAUUUGUUCAAGAUGACAUUGAAAUUUAUAAUUAUUGUGAAUCACUAAGGGGACUGCCAAUCCAUACUCUAUAAAGAUCCAUAACGUAGUAAAAAGAGAAGAACAUAACAUAACCUUUGAAAUAAAUGAAAUUUAAAAACAGAAUGUGUAUAUAAUUUUUGAACAGAAUUUUCAAGCUUACGCACAUUACUGUUAUACUUUUUAUUAUCUUAUUCGAAUAUUUAUUAUAAAAAAGUAACAAUUUAUAAUGGAUGAUUCUCUACAAGACGUAGCAGCUGAAUUCGAAACAGAUUUUUUUGUUAAUGAAACCGAGCAAACUGCUAGUACAUCUAAGGAAGUUAAUGUAAAUAUCAAGAUACCUAGUAGCAAAACUCAUUGUAUAUUGGUGAAUCCAAAACAACGUGGAAACCCUCUACUGAAAUCAAUACACAACGUUCCUUGGGAGUAUGAAGAUAUAAUACCAGAUUAUCAAAUGGGAUUAACAACUUGUGCUUUAUUUCUUUCUAUUAGAUACCAUAAUUUAAAUCCUGAUUACAUUCAUGAAAGAUUAAAAAAGUUGGGGCAAAUGUACCAGCUAAGAGUUCUUUUAGUUCAGAUUGAUAUUAAAGAUCCACAUCACGUUUUAAAAAAUUUAACAAGAAUAUGUAUUUUGGCAGACUUGACAUUAAUACUGGCAUGGAGUCCUGAAGAAGCAGGAAAAAUAAUAGAAACUUAUAAAAUUUACGAAAAUAAACCAGCAGAAAGUAUUAAAGAAAAAGGGGAAGCUUCACCAUAUUUAAGGUUGAUACAAGUUUUAACAUCUGUGAGAUCAAUAAAUAAGUCUGACGCAAUGGCGUUAAUCGACAAAUUCAAAACUUUGAAUGGCAUUAUACAGGCAUCAGAACUACAGUUGGCAGAAAUUCCCGGUUUCGGUUUGAGGAAGGCUAAUAAAUUGUAUACAUGUUUACAUGAAAGAUUUUGUAGGUGACACAAUAAUUAAGAAACUAUUUAAAUUUGUACUAAAUAUAUUUGAAUAUUUCAUUUUUUGUUAAAAUUAAAUUUUAUUUUUACAAGUGAAAACAGGCGCAAUGGAAAAACGCAAAGUUUUAAGUAAUUUUUAUACUUGGAUUAUUGUUUUGUUGGUUAAGUCCAUUCUGAACACACUAUUAAUUCCAACGGGAAAAUUUCCUUGGCGGAAAUCUUCACAUUUAUUCCUUAACUACUAAACUAUAGGGUGGACUGUAAGCAAUUGGCCCUUUGUCCUUAUUUAUGCUACUCUCACAUUUAGGAUACAAGCUGUUUAUUCUGUCAUAUCAUUUUCUGAGACUGAAGGUGAAAUAAAACUUAUUAACUUAACUUACCUGUUUUAUACUAAAUUUUCCCACCAAUAAACUUUCUCCCACGAAAAUAAUCCCAGGGGGAAAAUCCUCUUGGCGGGAAUUGUCAUUUAUUCCUUAACUACUAAAUUAUAGAGUGGGCUCUAAGGAAUUGGUCCUUUGUCCCUAUUAAUGCUACUCUUACAUUUAGGAUACAAGCUGUUUAUCCUGUCAAUUCCUAAAUAGUUGAAUAUUUAUCUUUUCCGAUGUUAUUUCAAUUGUUACUGUUUUCGUCAAGUCUUUCUCAUUCCCUUGGUUGUAGUAAAGUUACUUCUGUUACUUCUUCUUAACCAAGUUGAGUCUAUGUAUCAUAUUAUUACUUAUCCCAUUUCUUUGGUGUCUUUUCUAUUUUUACUCUCAUUUUUAAUCCAAAUAUUCUUAUUAGUUUUCUCUCAGUUAGUUAAGACAUUACUCUUCCUGUUUGUUUAUUAUUGUUUUACACGAUUUCAUCCAUGUAAAGAUAUGACAUUUGUUUUUAUUUCCGAAAGCUUGUUAUCCUAUUAAACUCAUUUUCUUUGACUGUUUAUCCUGUCAAUUCUUCCUCUUCCUUUUUUAUUGUCAACAAUAUCAUACAUUGUUUCAUCCAUGUCUUUAAUACAUUUACCAUGAUUUUAUACAUUAAUUCAUCUGGCUGCUUUUAUUAUUUUUAUCAAUUUCAUUACUUCCUUAUCUUCCUUUACACGUUUCUCCAGGUUCUUCUUUACUUUUGUUACUAUUUAUGUUGAUGCUAUUAUGCGUCUUUUCAAGUUUUGUUAUUCAUAUAGCUCAGUUCUUCUUCUUCUUCUCUUUUGUUUAUUAUUAUGGUUCUCAUUCCAUAUUCGAACAAUGAUUCAAUAAAAAUAUUACAUUAAUCCUUUCCUUUCAGUUUUUAUCAUGAACCAUAACUCUUCUACUUUCUUUUGGUCAUCUUGGUUGCUUUUAUUAUAUUUGUCAAUUUUAUUACUUCCAUAUUUCGUUUCUCCAGGUACUUUUCUGAUUGUUUCUGUUGAUCUUAUUAUGUGUCUAGCCCAAUUGUGUUUUUAUGUAACUCAUGUUUUCUUUCCAGUUUCUCUUCUUCCUCUUUCCUUUUAUUGAUAUCCUUUUAUACUCAUUUUCUAUGACUGAUUAUCUUGUCUAUUCUCAAAUCUUUGAAUAUUUAUACUUUUUCAAUGUUAUGUUACUGUUAUCAAGUUUUCCUUGCAAAGUUCAUUAUUUCUUGAUAUGUUUUGCCACAUUUUUAUUAUAGCCCACAAUAAUUGAGUAAAAAUAUAAUAGAGAAACUUAAACUCUGUAACAAAAA
Diorhabda carinulata is the source of this 2698-nucleotide messenger RNA. RefSeq names its product DNA excision repair protein ERCC-1 (gene Ercc1). Bases 312 to 1031 code for a protein of 239 amino acids. NCBI's taxonomy places the organism in Eukaryota, Metazoa, Arthropoda, Insecta, Coleoptera, Chrysomelidae. The transcript has 4 exons. Gene Ontology annotation, molecular function: single-stranded DNA binding; damaged DNA binding. Gene Ontology annotation, biological process: meiotic mismatch repair; UV-damage excision repair; mitotic recombination. Gene Ontology annotation, cellular component: nucleus; ERCC4-ERCC1 complex; nucleotide-excision repair factor 1 complex. The record is from RefSeq and is a predicted model, not a curated record.